Messenger RNA from Morus notabilis, 1179 nucleotides. RefSeq names its product protein YIF1B. The coding region runs from base 180 to 989 and encodes 269 amino acids. Gene Ontology annotation, biological process: endoplasmic reticulum to Golgi vesicle-mediated transport. The record is from RefSeq and is a predicted model, not a curated record. Gene Ontology annotation, cellular component: Golgi membrane; endoplasmic reticulum-Golgi intermediate compartment; COPII-coated ER to Golgi transport vesicle. NCBI's taxonomy places the organism in Eukaryota, Viridiplantae, Streptophyta, Magnoliopsida, Rosales, Moraceae. The transcript is spliced from 5 exons.
CACACUCCGUCUCUUUGCCGACGAGUAAACUAUUGGUAUCAGAGAAUCGCCCCUCCGCCGGAAUCCUCGCCGGAGUCAGAUCUCUUCGCCGGGAAACGAGUCGGAAUCUCUGUUCUCUGAGAAAACGCUACGACAGUUUCCAGAUCCUUCGAUUUCUCUCUUUCUCUCUAGUUAGAAAAAUGUAUAAUAAUGUGGGAGCCCAGCCUGGGGUACCAAGACCACCAGCAAUCUCUCAGCCUAAUCCAUUCGGGGAUACAUUUUAUGGAGCUGGUUCAGGACUUAUCCGUGGUGGCUUGGGUGCAUAUGGGGAGAAAAUUUUAGGAUCAAGCUCUGAGUAUGUGCAAAGCAAUAUAAGCAGGUAUUUCUCCGAUCCUCAAUACUACUUCCAAGUGAAUGAUCAAUAUGUUAGGAACAAAUUGAAGGUUGUCCUGUUCCCAUUCCUGCACAGGGGUCAUUGGACGAGAAUAACAGAGCCAGUGGGAGGCAGGCUCUCCUAUAAACCCCCAAUUUAUGACAUAAAUGCGCCAGAUUUAUACAUUCCAUUUAUGGCAUUUGGAACCUACGUAGUUCUUGCUGGCUUCUCACUGGGUCUGCAGGGAAAGUUUAGUCCAGAAGCUCUAAACUGGUUGUUCAUCAAGGGAUUGCUCGGUUGGUUUCUACAAGUGUCGCUGCUUAAACUAACACUGCUCUCGUUGGGGAGUGGCGAGGCACCCUUGCUCGACAUUGUGGCGUAUGGUGGGUACUGUUUCACAGGGUUGUGCGUGGCAAUCCUGGGGCGAAUUUUGUUUGGCUACUCUUACUACUUUUUGAUGCCUUGGACCUGUUUAUGCAUGGGAAUUUUCUUGGUGAAGACUAUGAAGAGAGUCCUCUUUGCUGAGGUGAGGAGUUACGAUUCGAGCCGGCACCAUUAUCUCUUGCUGUUUAUAGCUUUGGCUCAGUUCCCACUUUUUACAUGGCUUGGCAUAACAAGUGUUAAUUGGUUUAUAUAGGGAUGAUGAUUUCAUUUUGUACUUGGAAAAAAAAAAAAAAAAAUUAUGUGGGUUCAUAGUAGUUUCUCAAGUGUUAUAGGAAUUUCUCUUUUUCGUGGUGACAAUUUUAUGCUCCCCCAUUUAACAAUUAUGGAGAGUAUUGACAUAAGAUUCAGAUCUUCUGUUUAAUUUUUAGGUUUCAUUCAUUUUA